Molecule: messenger RNA, 537 nt
Organism: Oikopleura dioica
Lineage: Eukaryota; Metazoa; Chordata; Appendicularia; Copelata; Oikopleuridae
Source: the annotation of a GenBank genome assembly
AUGAAGUCUAUGCUGAGACAAGUUCGCGAGGCUAGGGCCAACGCGAGGGAAGCUAGGAAACAGGCGAUGCCGAAAGCGCUGGGAGGAGCAAUCGGCGCAAACAAGGCCCGGGACAGACUUGGAACGAAGAAUUCGAAUGUGUCUAAGUCGAGCUCUGACUACAGUAAAGUCCACCAAAGCGACUUCUACGAAGACGACACGGACUCCAUGACGAACAAAUUAAAAGACAAACAGCUUAAUGUUCUCGGCAUUAUGAGAAAACUGGGAGGAAAGCAAGACGAAAACUGCACUCUUGAAGAACUUUUGUUCGAUCUGGGGAUGAGCGAGGAUCAGUUCCUUAUCUUUGGCGAGAUUUGGCGAAAAUACGGGAGGCGCGACGAGGCAGCAUCGCUCAGGCAACGUGAUCAAUUCAUUUUUCUCAAAGAUCUUCCAGCUCUCGUCCGCGACGUCGGCAAAAAAUGUUUUGUUUCGGCUUCCACAGCUUCAUCCGUACUUUCUCAAAAAUCAAACACAGUAGUAAGCCAAAUUGAGGAAUAA